AUGACUAACAAUGACAGUAAAAGCAUUAAAAAAAGUCAGUCAACUAUUUUGGGGACAAAACCGUCAUUUAUUAAUGCACAAUUAUUGAUUUCAACUGGAAUUCCAUCACUGGAUACUAUUAUUGGAGGCGGAUUACCCAUUGGAACAAUAUUACUACUAGAGGAAGACAAAUAUGGAAAUUACGCAAAAACAAUUUUAAAAUACUUUCUCGCCGAAGGAUGCGUGGCAAAGCAUAACCUAUUGAUAGCUUCCCAAGAUUUUCCUCCCGACAAAUUAAUCUUUGAAUUACCGGCAGUGAUAUCAUGCGAGGACAAGUCUACCAGCUGUUCUGCAGUAUCGGCAUCGCCUUUGUCAAUAAGAGAAGCCGAAAGAAUGAAGAUUGCCUGGAGGUACGAGAAUAUGAAAGCCAGCGACCCUUUGGCGACAAAAAGUAAAAAUUCAAAAUACAACAGCGACUUUGGUCACUUUUUUGAUCUAACCAAGAAAAUGGACCCGAGUCUUAUCGACCGGGACAGAAUUUUCUGCCUUGCUGACAGUGAUAUCACGACUCCAGUCGGUAAUGAUAAGCUUAAAUGUCAUCCAAUGGGAUUCAGGGACUGUCGGUACACAAAUCUGCUUAAAAAACUCCAGAGGGAGCUAAAGUCCGGAGGGUUCUACGUUACCGACAAACCUGAAAAAAGAAAUAUUAUGAGGAUCGUGAUCCACGGCCUGGGAUCUAGAUUGUGGAUCAGUGAUCAAGAUCCAGAAGACCAUGGAGAUCUGGUUAAAUUUUUUUAUUGCUUUAGAUCGUUGAUGAGAAAUUGCUACGCAGUUGCAGCGAUUUCUGUUUCUGAUAUUUUAACAGAGGACGACACUAUUAUGAUGAGGAUAGAAAAUUUGUCAGAUACAGCGAUAGCGAUGGAAUCUUUUGCUGGAUCUUCCAAAGAAACAAAUCCAAUUUUUAAAGACUACCAUGGUUUGCUUUAUGUUAAAAAAUUAUCAGCUAUUAACACUCUGGCGCCACAUUGUCCGGAAUCUUAUGACCUGGCUUUUAAAAUGAGAAGAAAAAAAUUUGUUAUUGAGAUACUUCACUUACCGCCAGACUUUGGUGAAGAAAAAGAAGAAAAAGUUGCUAAAUUUGGUUGUGGAUCAUCAAAAUUAUUAGAUUUUUAA
Cotesia congregata is the source of this 1152-nucleotide messenger RNA. Lineage: Eukaryota; Metazoa; Arthropoda; Insecta; Hymenoptera; Braconidae. The record is from the annotation of a GenBank genome assembly.